Molecule: messenger RNA, 762 nt
Organism: Clonostachys solani
Lineage: Eukaryota; Fungi; Ascomycota; Sordariomycetes; Hypocreales; Bionectriaceae
Source: the annotation of a GenBank genome assembly
AUGAAAUUCACCAGUGGGCAUCAAGAAACUCGCAAGAAAAUCCGUAUUGCAGCCAGGGGGGGCCGGAAAGUGAAGACGGGUUGUUUGACAUGCAAGAUACGUCAUAAGAAAUGCGACGAGUCCAAGCCGGCCUGCUUGGAAUGUAUCAGCGCCGGGUGGAAGUGUGAUUUUGCCCAGCCUUUCCCUCCCGCAACUUCAGGCGACAUUGCUCGCCUGUUACCUAUCUCUUUGGUGCAUAAUCCUCAUCAUGCCCAACCUCCGCUCAACCUUGAUGGACUUCACAUGGACUAUUUCCGUGUAGUAUGUGCCCCAGAAUUCUCCCUCUACUUUGAGCAGCCCAUCUGGGAAACCCUGAUUCUACAAGCCGCCACGGCAGAACCCUCCAUCUACCACGCUGCACUCGCUAUUGGGGCUCUUGGUAGGAGUCGAUACUGCCCCGGAACAGACCUUGCAGGCUCUGCAACCCGUUAUUCGCUUCAUCAAUAUGGGUCGGCCAUCCGGGCACUACAAAACCGCUUGGAGACAUCCUCUCAGAGCUUAGAGCUAACAGUGCUGGCGAGCAUUGUUUUCGUUGUCGUCGAAAUCCAUCUAGGCUUAAGCAGCAAGGCAGAAUUACACGCCCGUGCGGCAUUGGCACUCAUUCGUUCACCGACGGGCGCACGUCUUCAUAAUCAUUCUUUAUUACACAGCGCAGCAUCCUGCUUCCAGGGACAACUUGAUUCUUUCCAGGUCUUCCAUAGCCAGCAGGUGAUAAAUCAAUAA